Molecule: messenger RNA, 3904 nt
Organism: Melanotaenia boesemani (Boeseman's rainbowfish)
Lineage: Eukaryota; Metazoa; Chordata; Actinopteri; Atheriniformes; Melanotaeniidae
Gene: wdsub1
Product: WD repeat, sterile alpha motif and U-box domain containing 1
Exons: 13
Coding region: 71-1531 (486 amino acids)
Biological process (GO): protein ubiquitination
Molecular function (GO): protein binding; ubiquitin-protein transferase activity
Source: RefSeq, a predicted model, not a curated record
AGCUGAUCUAUGAGGAAGUAAACAUUAAUUGACAACAUUACGGGAACUAGCGGAAGGACGAGCUCUCCAAAUGGCAUCUCUCAUUUGCACUUUACAAGAUCAUCAAGACGAUGUCAACUGGUGUGCCUUCUCAGCCAAACUUUUAGCCACAUGCUCUGGGGAUAAAACUGUUAGGGUAUACAGCAGUCAUGACUUCUCAGAGCUGCCCUUCUCCCCGCUGUCAGGACAUGGGUACAGUGUCCACUGCUGCUGCUUCAGUGCCUGUGGUCAGUUUCUCGCCUCAUGCUCCACCGAUGCAACCAUCAUGGUCUGGUCCAUGGCCACAGGGGACAUUGAGGCCAUCCUUGAGCAUCCUGGUCGCAGCCCUGUCAGGAUCUGUGCUCUCUCUCCUGACUCUGUCUACCUGGUUUCUGGUGCCUCUGAUGGCACAUUGGCUCUCUGGAAUUUCUCUUCUAAGCAACUGCUGAGGACCGGGGAAGUGAGUGACACAACAAUGGUAGCUUGCUCCUUCAGCCCCUGCAGUCAGAUGUUUAUGACUGGCUCCACCUAUGGAGACCUGCGGCUCUGGGACCUGAACAUGAAUCAGCUCCAUGCAGAGAAGAACGCCCAUGACCUGGGAGUCUCCUGCUGCACAUUUGCCCCCAGCAUACUCAGUGGUGGUCAUGUUGUGCAGUUCCGUAUGGCAUCUUGUGGGCAAGAUUGUCUCCUAAAGAUAUGGGCCAUUAACAAGUUCAGCGCUGGAGCCUGUAAAAUGCAGCUGCUGCACACAUUAACCGACCAGUCGGCCCCAGUCCUCUGCUGUGCAUACUCCUCAGAUGGCCAGUUGCUUGUGUCUGGCUCUGUGGACAAAACUGUCAUAAUCUACGAUGCAAAUAAUGCAGUUUUGCUUUACACUCUGAAGCAGCAUGAGAGGUAUGUGACAGCAUGUUCCUUCUCUCCAACAUCGCCAUUGAUUGCUACAGGAUCUAUGGAUAAGACCGUAAAAAUCUGGAGGAUGGAGGAUGGAUGCAGUGGACAUGGUGGAAAGACUUUACCUGAAGAGUCUGCACAGACAUCCACUGAAGGGAGAGCCUCAGCAGGCCGCUCGAAGCUGCUGGUCGCUGAUUGGUCGGAGGAGGAUGUGUCAGAGUGGCUGGUGGAGGAGGGCCUUGGGGGAUUGGUGGACAAAUUCAAGGCCAACAACAUAGAUGGGACUGAGAUGCUCUGUCUCACCAAGGAAACACUGGCGUCAGAGCUGCACAUAGAGUCUGUCGGCUUGCGCAGUAAACUCCUGAGGAAGGUGCUGGAGCUGAAGAGUGAUUCAGUGUGUUUGGGCAUUCCUGAUGAGUUCUUGUGUCCAAUCACCAGAGAGCUGAUGAGGGAGCCAGUUAUUGCUGCUGAUGGCUACUCGUAUGAAAAAGAGGCAAUUGAGAGUUGGAUAAACACCAAGAACCGCUCCAGCCCCAUGACUAACCUUCCUUUACUGACGAUCCUGCUCACACCUAAUCACACUCUGAAGAUGGCUAUUGGUCGAUGGAAAACAAGCCACUAGCAUCCAAGAGGCCUCCGCCAUGCUCCAUCAACUACAUUCAUAAAGUAGACAGAAACAGGAUAAAGCGCUAAUAUCAGUCCUGCAGCACUCAAAUAGCUUCCAAUGUGUCUGAUUAUGUUGCAUUUGACAUGAUGUGGAGAAAAACAAAAUUGCAACCCUAAAUCUAAAUAUUCAAUCAGCACCGGUUGUUGGUUGCCAGCACAACGUAGACAAGUGGUGAAACGUUCAAGUUUUGGCCACUUAAAGAACUGAACUUGCAGUCAUGAGAAAGAAAGUUUUCCCCUCUUUCAUUUCUAAGAUUUAAUGUUGAAAAUGACCUGUUCAUUACCGGGUCUUUAAGUGACAUUAAUCUAACCUCAGAUUAACAAAAGCACGGGACAUGUUACAGAGUUAUUAUUAAACAAAAAUUAAGCCAAAAUGCAGAAGCAGUAUGCGAAAACCUGCACUACUCUUAAAAAAAAAAAAGAAAGAAAUAUUCAUAUUUUUGUAUGAUGCCAGAGUACACCCACAAUGGAUUAUAAACUUUGCGGGUCAACUUGGUUUGACUGUCUCCAAGCCUUUGAAUGCACACGUAAAUAUAUCACAUUGCAUAACAUAACAAAUUCCACCCUAAAGUUGAACAUCUGUAACGUUCUUUGUGUAGUGUAAGUACAUCCUUUAAGUAGCAUCCAGGUGCUGCUGAUUAAAUGCACUUGAUUAACUGAUCAUCAGCUAGUUGGAGCACCUCUAUAAAAGAAGAUUUUUUGUCAGUUUGCUGCUCUGGAGCAUUCAGAUGUGUGUUGACACAAUGCCAAUAAGGGAAGAAAUCAGCAAUGAUCUUAGAGAAACAAUUGUUGCUACCUAUUGAACUGAAAUUUUUCUGUUUCGUAACUUACACAAUUCUUUGCUUUAGUGCUUGCUUGGUCAUGAAAACCAGUUUAUAUCAAGAUAAGAAGUCAGAGGUAAAUUUCACCUCCUGGCAUUUUUACUUCUUGUGGAGUUUAUUACAAGUACCAGACAGAAAACACAUUGUUAAAAGUAAUGCUAGAUGUCUGUAAAUUCUCUCGGGUAAACAAUACAGAAAUGACAUGUACAUGAAUAAUAUGCUAUUAUUUCCUCUUCAGAUUCAAUGAGUAUAAUGAUUCAACUAUUGCUGCUUUGUAGUUCAGAUAGACAGUAUAUAGAUCCAUUAUAUCAGAAAAUGGGCCAAAUAACUUGGUACACAUCGGCAUAUUGGAUACUGGGUCAUAUCGCUUGAUUUUCUUUGGCUCAUUUUGUCCACUUUUGAAGGAUAAACUGCAAAUCAGUUCACUUGUUUCAAUUGAUCACCUCAUGAUAAGAUUUAUGCUGAUGGGAGCAAUCUCUUGAACGAUGACAAUUCUCCCAUCCAUUAAGCAUGAGUAGUCACUGAGUGGUUGAUGAGAAUAAAAAUGAUAUGAAUCAUAAACUGUGACUUUCACAGCCACUAGAUCCUGACUCAGAUGAACAUCUAAGGGAGGUUUUGGAUAACCGUGUUACACAGCUCUUCUCCGUCAUUAUUAUUAUCAUCAAAACACCAAAAGAAGGAAAAAUAGUGUUUAAUUUCUGCACCAGAGUUCAAGUUCUUGUAGAUCUGAAGCUGAAGUCUACUGAAGCUGGUGUGACAGAACAUGAAUCACCUAAAGCUUUACAGACAUUUUGUGUUGAUGAUGCCUGUUAAUUAGAAAAAAGGGAUGGAUGGGCUCAUGUAAGUAAAUACUAUAACAUUUCCAUUGGUAUAUCUCCAAAAUUUGGUUUCGAUUUCCAUCCAGUAAGCUUCUCAUAUUAAAUACUUAGUUAAUACAUGUGCUCAUUAUUGAGUCCUUAGUUAAAUGAAUCUUUUUGAAUUUUCAUCCUAAAAAAAACUUCUACGAUCAACUAGACUUUUGACUUUGUGUGGGUAAGCCUAACCCCCAGACACAGACACGGAUAAUGCUUGGCCACAGGAGUUUGGGUUUUACUUCUCAGUAUGAGCAACAUAAUAAAUUUAUAAAGAUAUACAAAAUUCAGAUAUGGCAAUGUUCUCAGUUUUAUAUGAGAAGUUUAUUAUAAUGGCAUCAUUAAAGAUUUAGAUAUGUUUUGUUUUUUUGUGAAAGAACAGAAGCUUUCAUCCUUCCAUAUGUAGCCCAGAGCUUAACAUUUCUGAAUUAUACAAAUGAAAGAAGUAGAUGUAGAAGAUGUAGUCCUUCAUUAAUAUUUUUAUUAUACCACAAUAAUAAUGUGGUAACAUUCUGGAUACCAUAGUAUGACUCUGAAAGGUUAUAUAACAACUAUGGACAUACUGCAAUGUAAGAAUCUCUUAAGGUCUUUUUUUCUAUCCUACUGUACACUCUGUAAACACUCUCUUUGCAUUCAAAUAAAACCAUAAACACUUAA